AGGGCAUUAUCAAUAUUUGCUCCAAUUGUACCAACCUCUCGAACGUGAUAUACAGUGACGAUGGAGGUACAACGUGGCACCUUGGAGCUGAAACAUCCUCAUCUGAAGAUUCUAGUGGUUUUCCUAUUCACCCUAAUGAAGUCCAGGUUGCAGAGCUUGAAGAUGGCACUCUGUACAUGAAUUCUCGCACACUAAAUCCUCUCCAUCCAAGGGCUCAUUGCUAUAGUUUUGAUGGUGGUCGGACACUUUCAGCUAUUCAGCUUGACAUGACUCUUAUUGAACCAGGGUUCAAGCGAAGAAAUGGGGCAUGGGUGCCUAGUUCAACAGGUGGCUGUGCUGGAAGUGUCAUCUCUUUUGGUAUCGGCCAUCACAAAGUUUUAACUCCCCAUCGCAACUGGCUUGUAUUUUCAAACCCAGUGGACUCUGUUGAGCGUGUUAAUCUUGGAAUGCGUCUUUCUGUGGAUGGUGGUCUCUCCUGGAGUAAACCUUGGAUACUCUUUCCACACAAGUCUGGUUAUUCAGACUUAGUUUACUUUGAGACUCGUUUUGGUGGAAAACUUGAGCAUAACUUUGCUGUUUUGUUUGAAGGUGGAAGCUUAAACUUUUUUGAUCACAUUAAGUUUCAAACGUUCAAUCUGCAAGCUUUAUUAAAAAACAUUUAUGAACAAAAAGAAAAAGAAGGUAGUUGAAACAAAUCAUAUUUUGAAACACUUCAUAGACAAAUUAUAACUAUGAUUUGUUCAAGACAAAAGAAAAGGCAUUUGUUUUGAAUUAUUAAUCAUUUGAAAAUAACCAAAGUUGGCAAAAUUUUGCAUACUGUUGUAGUUUUAUUACUACAUCAGCACAAACAGAGAAAAUCACACAAAAGAUGAUGCUCAUCUUAAAGGCAGUGGACACUAUUGGUAAUUACUCAAAAUAAUUACUAGC
This is a messenger RNA of Asterias rubens (European starfish), 927 nucleotides long. RefSeq names its product sialidase-3-like. Gene Ontology annotation, biological process: oligosaccharide catabolic process; ganglioside catabolic process. Gene Ontology annotation, cellular component: membrane; lysosome; cytoplasm. The record is from RefSeq and is a predicted model, not a curated record. Lineage: Eukaryota; Metazoa; Echinodermata; Asteroidea; Forcipulatida; Asteriidae. Gene Ontology annotation, molecular function: exo-alpha-sialidase activity.